Uloborus diversus is the source of this 498-nucleotide messenger RNA. RefSeq lists its product as uncharacterized. Lineage: Eukaryota; Metazoa; Arthropoda; Arachnida; Araneae; Uloboridae. The record is from RefSeq and is a predicted model, not a curated record. The coding region runs from base 64 to 498 and encodes 144 amino acids. The transcript has 3 exons.
AGGAAUUUUUCUUCCGUCCCCCGGGCCCCUUUUGACAUCGGUGAAGGGGGCCCCCGAGGCAUCAUGGCCGAAGACCGGCAAUUGCCCAACAUCCAAGAGGAUUGCCUCCUCAAGAGUCCCACGUCAUCGCGCCGUGACCGGGUGUCCCGCCUAGGCCGAGCUUUCGUCAAACAUCUACAAUUCCACAAAGCCAGGCCUCUGGCUGCGUUGGCCUCGCUGACGCACAGACUGUCAUCGUCAGCUUCUGGGGACAACCCGCGCAAGGGACUCACUCUUCUGGACAAGUCUUGCAGUCUGCCCGCCAUUGCACCGCGGCUGCCAAGAUCCAGGUCCAAUCAUCACAGGCAAACGAGCACGUCCGGAAGCAGCUCCUCUCUAGGACGUCAUUCAUUUAAAGUCCUGCUGUCGACUGUGACGUCUCAAAGAUAUAACUUGGCUCAAGCACGAUUGUUGACUUUGAUGUCUCAAAAACGCCGUUCAAUUCAAGUACCAUUGUAG